This is a messenger RNA of Linum tenue, 773 nucleotides long. NCBI's taxonomy places the organism in Eukaryota, Viridiplantae, Streptophyta, Magnoliopsida, Malpighiales, Linaceae. The record is from the annotation of a GenBank genome assembly.
GGUUGCAGCCGCCAAGCUCCAACGGUGGUGAGACAGCUUCAACAACGCCGGUGCAGCGAGUUCCAUGACAACUUGACGAUUUCGGACAACGACGUCCAGGUGCGAACACAUAGAAUUGCGGCUAGCAAUAGUCGCCGAUCGGGAUCAUUGACGGCGAUCAGUGGAAUUCAUAGGCUUGUUCAUUUGAGAUGGAAAAAGGGAACGAGAAUAUGGGAAAGGGAAAACAUGGGAUUGAGAAUGGUAGAGAUGAAGAGGCUACUGGGGGCUUUGAAGAAGUGAAUGGAGAAGAAGACAAACCGUUCUUUGAGCUUGGGAUGGUGUUCACUAAUAUACGCGAGGUAAGAGCAGCAGCGAACAAGCAUUCCAUAACAGAAUGCAAGGAUCUGAAGUUUAAAAAGAAUGAGGCUAAGCGAUUCAGAGCAGUAUGCAGGUUCAAAGGGUGUCAGUUUUUGUUCUUUGUCUCUUAUGAUAGGUCCAUAAAUCGACUACAACUGAAGACGCUAACUGAGCAUACUUGUUCUCAACAUUGGAGGAAUAGUAGGGUUAGAGCUGAAUUCAUUGCAAUGAAGUAUAAGAGAACCAUUAGGUGUAAUCCCCGAUGGAAGCUUAGGGAAAUGCGGGCAACGAUCAGGGAGGAUAUUGGCACGGAUGUGUACCAAUCUAUUUGUGCAAGGGCAAAGAAACUAGUGCUUCAGAAGACUCAAGGGUGCUAUGUAGAUGAGUUUGGUCUUCUUUGGACAUAUGCCGAGGAGAUGAGAAAAGCAGAUCCUGGA